Messenger RNA from Myiozetetes cayanensis, 2805 nucleotides. RefSeq names its product TATA-box binding protein associated factor, RNA polymerase I subunit A (gene TAF1A). Lineage: Eukaryota; Metazoa; Chordata; Aves; Passeriformes; Tyrannidae. Gene Ontology annotation, cellular component: RNA polymerase I transcription regulator complex. Gene Ontology annotation, biological process: transcription by RNA polymerase I. The record is from RefSeq and is a predicted model, not a curated record. The transcript is spliced from 10 exons. Bases 220 to 1620 code for a protein of 466 amino acids.
GCCGCUCCACGUCCCUCGGCACGCGGGUGCCCGCCGGGAUCGCCCCGCCCGUGCCGCGCGCGCCUGCCGGGAAUCGCCGGCGUGAGGGGCAGGUCCGGCCGCUGCCCGCCCGGCCCGAGCUGAUCCUCCGGGAUCGGCUUGGCCGACGGAUCCUGCCCCACGAGGUGGGAGGUGCCCGCUGCGGAUGAGCUGAGGAGGUGGCGGGCUGCCCGCGGCGCCAUGGACAGCUUCCUGGAGGAGGAGGAGGAUGAGGAGGCCUUGGCGGGGAGGAGGAGGAGCCCCGGCGCCCCGGCGGGGAGCGCCUUGCAGCCGCCUCUGCAGCUGCCCUUCCUGCCGGCGCUCCCCCACCAGCCGGCAUCUUCCCAUGAACACAAACUGAACUUCAAGAAGAGCAAGGAAGCCUGUCUAAGUUACCUUCAGGAUGCCAUGCUACAAAAGCAGUGGAAAAGGGCUGCAGAGUUUCUGACCUUCUAUGUUGAGUCACUAGAGAAGGACUAUUCCAGAGAACCCGUCGGUCCGUCAGAGAUGAUUUGGAGAAUAGGAACUGAAAUUCUGUGCCAUCAUUCCCAUAGCAACAUGAAAGAGUUCAACUGCUUCAUGGAACAGAUGAAAACUUUAGGAGUAAAAAGGUAUUUGAAGGUCUGCUUGGAGCAUGUCUUUCAUCUCCUUUGUAAUGGGCAAAUAGAUGAAGCUUACCAAAACCUGUCCCUGGCAGAAAGCUGGAGGUUUGGAGAACAAACAGCCAUUCAGGAUAAAGAAAUGAAACUGAUUCAGGCUUACAGGGGACUGCUGGACUACUAUAACUGGUCUAAGCAGAAGAACAUCCUCUUAGAGCAUGGUGCAGAUGGAUUUGCAGACUUGUCUGUUGAACAGGAAAUGCACAGUUGCUUUCGGAAGGCAGCGGUGAACUUGAAGGAGAUUAUUAAAAUACCUGGAGUCUGGGAUCUCUUUGUGAAAUGCUAUGUGGACAUGUUGGAAUUCUAUGGAGACCAUAAUGAAGCCUGCCAAGUACUGAAUGAAUAUGCCUACAACUCAAAGUUUCCUGCCAAUCCCAAUGCUCAUGUCUACCUCUACCAGUUCCUGAAGAGACAGGGCGAGUCAAAGAAGUCGCUCAUCUCUGCACUGAAGAUCUUGCAUGAUAUUGUUCCGUCUCAUGAACUUAUGAUAGACUUUAAUACCAUGCUUCAAAAAUCAAAGAAAAGAAAAAAACGUCGGCUGGGGCUAGAAGUUAUUUUUGCGGUCUUGGAUUAUGCUGGCUGGAAAGAAAAUGUGAAAGCGUGGAGCUGCUUGACAAGACAGGUGAAACAAAUUGUAAUCGCUGAGAAGCAUCUUGACUGGAUCAAGCAAGAGUGGAGCUCCAGGAAGGACUGGUGGCCAGCCUUCCAUUUUAGCCGGUACUUGGCAAAAAGGAACUGGCAGGAAAAUAAAAGCCUUUCAUAUGAAAAAGCUCUGGUGGCUGGAAUUUUACUGGGAAAGGAUUGCAAGUAUUUUAAAUAUGUAUCACACCAAGGCUGCAAAGCUCAGGUGAAAAGGUUCCGGAUGCUGAAGAAAUUUGUGAAUAGGCACAAUCCUGUCUACCUGAGAAUAUCUGGGCUUUCUGAUUCCUCUCUACAACCUUGAUUAGAAGGCAUCCUUAAGGUUCUUGUACUUUUUCCUCUCUGUAAAACUGACUUCUGGGUUGGUGCUACUGUAAAACUUCUGGGCAGACCCUGUCGACUCAGUACUAGACUUUUUAAUAUACUUCUGUAAAAACUCUUUGGUUUGUAUUUGUUUUAUAAUAAAAUGAAUAUAAAUCAAGGGAUGAGGUUGAAGAAUGUGUUUAAUGUUAGUCCCAUAUUUCUGCAUGAAAUGCAAACAGCAUUGAUUUCAAAUACAGCUUGAAAAUGACUUAGUCACUAUGGUUUGUAAUCUCUAUUUCACUAGUAUUGCAAGGUUGAGCCUCCUCAAGAGGUGGUGGAAAGUAGUUCAAACUCCAUCCAGGACUAGCAGUGGCAUUCAUAACAGGUUACAUGUCUUAACCCAAGAACAGUACUUGACACACUGUCAAAAUGUGUUUUGAACCUGUAACCACGUUUCUGCUUAUAACUGAUCAUUUAUUGAAACGGGGAAAAAUGGAGAGGCAUCAGUCACUUUUUCUAGCAUUGUGUAUUGAUAAGAAUUAUUGAUUGUGAAGAUCUACUGCAGCUUGUUCAAACAGAUGAGGCAGUUCAGCAUGUCUAAAGGCAGUUUUUCCACAUGUCAUAUUUGGGGGCUCUGUGUCCAGCUCAGGGAUUGUUUUCACAUUGCUGGUAGGAGGGAGUGAAAGGUUGCUGUAGCUGCGUGGCCACGGUGUUGCACUGCUUUGAAAGAGCAGACCCACAGAAAUACUGAAAACUCUACUUGGUGGAAGAGACCUUCUAGAAUUUUUUUUUUUGCAGUCUUUCCUAUGAGUUGAAAUAUGCAGUGUUGCUGUGCUUAGAAAGCACACCUUAAUGUGUUGUCACAAACUAGCAUUCCAGCUUGCGUGAAAACAACAACAAAAUGCUUUCCAAGUACUACUUCUGUUUUAAUGAGAGAUAUGUAGAAUUCUGGAGGAUGAACUGCUUGAACCCACCUCUGGGAAUGAAACAAAGAUGUCUUUGAGUAGCAGAGUAGUUCAUGAAUAAGUACACCUGGGCUUUUAAAAACUCAGUGUUUAUCUGGAAUUUUGGCCUGGAUUAAUUUGGAUCGUGUGAGAAGUGCCUUAAGACAAUGUGUCUAGCCUUGAGAGCUACUUGCUGUAACUGUAUGUUUUAUUAAAAAAAGGCAAUUACUCAUCAUUCCCAA